Molecule: messenger RNA, 3002 nt
Organism: Aedes aegypti (yellow fever mosquito)
Lineage: Eukaryota; Metazoa; Arthropoda; Insecta; Diptera; Culicidae
Product: coiled-coil domain-containing protein 102A
Exons: 7
Coding region: 417-2639 (740 amino acids)
Cellular component (GO): myosin complex
Source: RefSeq, a predicted model, not a curated record
CGCUCAAAACAAAACAAAAAUUCAAUUUACGCAAAAAUGGCAGCCUGUAUUGAGCCAAAUCGAACGUAAUCUCCGUUAGCAUCGAACAUCUGUCCGCGUUCGGGUUGUGUUUCCGUCGAAAAAAUCAUCGAAAUAGUUUCCCGUUGAUCUGUGCAAGUGUUUCCUGGUGUGGCAAGCUGUGAAUAUUGUGUGGGUGGUUCUUUAUUUUGAUUUAAGCGGAGCGGUGAAUUUUACUCCAAACGGAAGCUGUAUGCUCUCAUCAUGAGCAAAGAUUCUAAGCCGAAAAAUCGAUAAAGUGUGAACUGCUGGAAGCUAGUACCGUCCUUGCGGUGCGUUGCUCGUUUGUUUUGCAAAGUGAUUGUGAUUGAAUGUUAAUUAAAAACUGAGUUUUGAACUGAGACCACCGCGGAUUAACAAUGUCGCAAAGUGCUCCUCGAAGACAUCCUCCUAGCGGUGGAAAUCCGGAAGUCAUGACGUCGAAAUUUGGCGAUACCGAAUGGGAGGCACGAGAGUCCCAACGUCAACGUGAGCUGGAGGAAGCUCGUGCUAGGGCUGCUCAGAUGGAGAAAACCAUGAAAUGGUGGUCGGAUUGUACGGCCAACUGGAGGGAGAAAUGGAGCAAGGUCCGUACGGAACGGAACAAGGCACGAGAAGAGUCUAAGCAAUUGCGUAGCAGUUUGGAAGCGGCCAUCAAAGAGUCAAACUCGUACAAACGGGAAAAAUGUGAACUGGAAAUUCAAAUCACCCAGCUUAAGAAGGAAAUGGAAAAGGUCCACAUGCUGAUGAUGAAACACGCCGGUCAGUUCAACAAGGCCAGUCUGGACGCGGCCGACGAACCAGAACGAGAUGGGCGGGAUAACAACUGCUCGCCGGACAUUUCCUCCGAUGGGCUGAAGAAUGUGAACAGCGAAGAUGGCCUGGUAACGAAAGUGAACAAUUUGCCAGACGACAGCGGCCAAGAUGAUUUGGAUAUUGAGGAGUAUAUCCUGCAGGGUGGGGCCAUGCCCAAACAUUCCGUAGAGUUUAAGGACAAGACUGAUGUGAUGGCCGAAGAGCGAAGACUGAUUCAACAACUGUCGAAGGAUGAUUACGACGAAGAUUAUCUCCUGCAGAAGAUAUCGAUGCUGCAGCUGAGGUUAGAUGAUGCUCAGAAAACGAUCCAGAUCGAACGGGAGGAGAAGAACAGCAUUCAUAAAAGUUUCGAAAAGUUCCGACAGGACAUGCAGGAACUGCGAGAUAAAUGCGAAGAGCUGCGAGCCGCCAAGCAAGAUGCAGUGCGGGAGUUGCUAACUCUACAAGAACAGCAUCGAGUGGAGAUGAGGAUUACCAACAACACGUUGCAGGAAGAGGUGGCUGCCCGAGAGACACUGGAGAGGCGGCUGUGCGAGCUGAGAACUGAGUUAGAGCGAAUGCAGGCUGAAAAUGCUGCCGAAUGGGGCAAACGGGAGCGUCUGGAAACGGAGAAACUGAAUCUCGAGCGUGAAAAUAAGAAACUGCGAGCGGAAUGUCAAGAUCUGCAGGAACGCUUGGAACGGAAGGGCCGGGGACCAGUCAGCAACAAUGAUACAGAAUUCCGUGCGCUUCAACAAGAGCUGCUCGAUAAGAAUAAGGAAAUAAGUGAUAUCCGUCACUCGCACAGCAAGAUGAAAAAAAUGCUCUCCGAAGCGAACACGGAACUGGGCCAUGCGGUUCGACGAGCCGAGCAGUACGAAACCGAGGUAAAGCGUUUGCGAUCGCGUGUCGAGGAGCUUAAACGCGAGCUAGCCGGGGCUGAAGAUGAGUUAGAUUCGGCUUGCAACCAUGUUCGCCGACUGCAGCGUACCAACGAAGAGCUUUCCGGUCAAACCGAAGGACUUCAGGUUCAGAUUCAACACUUACAAACGAGCGGUAGCCCGAAAAACCUACAGGACUUGGGCAACUACAAAGCUACUAACAAAUCUAACUUCACCUCCAAUUCCAACUACAAGCCGAACAUAAACGAUCUGAAGCAACUGUUUGACUCGCGUCACUACAAUGACCGCCAAUUGCAAUCGAAAUCCCGCUCCUCCGGAACGACUGAAACCCAACCCUCGUUCCUAUCAGGAUCAUACUACGACGCCAAACCAACCUAUAUCGAUAAUGAUUCUCCUUACGACGUCAAAGACAAAUCCCUAAAUAACAUGUUCGACUUCGAGCGUGCCAAACAAAAGUUCGACAAUAUUUCCCGGUCGGCUGGAGGCGUUGGACCACCAAACUCAAAACGUUCUUCCUCCAGUCAAAACGGUUCCAAGCACCACUCGUCCCAAUCGAGUUCCGUUUCCGGUAUUCCAAAGCGUCAGUCCAGUGUCCCGUCCGGGUCCGUUACCGGAUCCGGUUCCAAUGCGGGCCCAACACCGGGAUCGUACUAUGAUUGCAACAACUUUUCCGACAAUCGUUGCGAGGACAGCAUUCCGCUGUUGUCAUCGUCAUCCUCGAAGCAGCAGACGUCUUCCGGCGGAGGGGCGGUGAUUAACGAUUCGAUUCAGUUUUUCGAUAGCGAUAUGCCGGUGAAGGGGUCUGGUGGAGGCGGGGGUGGAGUUAGCAGCAAGCUUAACAUAACCAAGAUGAAUAACAUCAACCUGGAUGCGCUGAAGGUAUCCGAGGACGAUACGACUCCGUAGUUACGGAUCGACCAGUCUCCUGUCGGCCAAUGACGAUAAUAGUGACAACGACUGAGGGUCGUCGCCAUGUGCGCCAUUAAUCCUCAACAAAACAUAUUGGAAGCAAAAUUGAACCAUCUGACAAUGAGUAGUUUUGCUGUAGGUAUUUCCUAAGAGAUAAAAAUGCAUUUAUCUUACACGAGUAAGUAUAGCUCAUAGUAUUAGUAUUCGUUUAAUGCAUUUAGUCGUGUCGUGUUUAAUUGUACUUCGUGAUAUACAUAAAGACUACUAAGUAUCAGAGCAUCACAGAUAUCCGUAUAUAGAGUAUAGACACGGAUCGAGUAUUCAUAGUAUUUUCGACCAGUUCUGAUGAAAAAAUGGCGC